Messenger RNA from Ambispora gerdemannii, 1245 nucleotides. The record is from the annotation of a GenBank genome assembly. NCBI's taxonomy places the organism in Eukaryota, Fungi, Glomeromycota, Glomeromycetes, Archaeosporales, Ambisporaceae.
AUGGAAGAAAUUUCUGAAUCGGAAGAACUAGAUAAAAAAACCAAUUUAACCAACUUGGAGACAUCUUUCAAAAAGUGCACUAUCGAAUGUUAUCCAAAAAUAAGACUCACACCGCAAUUGCGACAAGAUUUAUACACAAAAUUUUUAUCAAUACUUGAUUCGUACGAUAAACCUCGGAAAUCCAUCGAAAAAUUCGAAAGUUGGCUAAAAGAAAAGAAUUUGAAACCUAAACAGCUAUUUUCCAUGCUUUCUGCCGAAUGUCCUACUGAAAAAACGAAUACUACUUUACCACAAAUAGCAGCGAUCCUAGGAUUCAUGUAUGAGCAUGGAAUAGGAACAGAGAGAAACUUGUUGCUUGCAUUUAAAUAUUACAAAAUGUGGUACGACGCUGUAAUUUUGUCGCCGUCUCAUGCACACAAUCAUACACACAAUUUUAUGGGGAUUUUUUAUCGUGACGGAAUUGGAGUUGAUCGAGAUCCGGGGAUGGCAUACGAGUUAUUUCGUCAAGGGGCCGCGCUGCAACAUCCAGCUGCUCAGUAUCAUUUAUCACUAUGUUAUCGUGAUGGAAUUGGAACGACUGUUGAUUCCUUGAGCCAUUUUUAUUGGUGCAAUAAAUCUGCUGUAUCGGGUUAUACACCUGCGCAACUUCAAAUCGCCAAUUUUCAUCGUAAUAAUACUAGUGACGUGAAUCACAAGAAACUUGCAUUUACUUGGUACUCAAAAGCAAAAGAUCAAGAUACAGAAGCAAUGUUUCAAUUCGGUAUGUGUCAUAAAAUAGGAUUUGGGACACCCCUAGAUCUUAAAACUGCAUACGUUUGGUUCCUAAUUGCUGCUAGUGGCGGCUCAAAAGAAGCUGCACUCCAACUCGCGGACGCAUAUCAAGGCGGUCAAGGUAUAAAGCGCAAUGAAGCAUCCGCAUUACGAUGGUACAAUGUCGCCGCAAAAAAUGGAAGUUUGGUGGCACUUUAUAAGUUGGGACAAGCUUAUCAUCAAGGAAAUGGUGUGAAGCGGAGUCGUGAUAAAGCGUUUCGUUAUUUUGUGCAGUAUUUGAAGAGAGCAGAGUGUGAAGAAGAUGACGUGUCGGAUAUUGGGGUUUCGCAGUAUGUGCUUGGAAAUUGUUAUCAUUAUGGAUGGGGAGUCACGAAGGAUUUACAUAUGGCUUCGAAGUGGUAUCGGAAAGCUAUUGAUAAUGGAAAUAAAAGUGCCAGAAUUCAGCUCCUUUUUGUUUUCACGAAGAGAAAAUGA